Messenger RNA from Amborella trichopoda, 1628 nucleotides. RefSeq names its product FAD-dependent oxidoreductase family protein. The record is from RefSeq and is a predicted model, not a curated record. Gene Ontology annotation, molecular function: flavin adenine dinucleotide binding; sarcosine oxidase activity. NCBI's taxonomy places the organism in Eukaryota, Viridiplantae, Streptophyta, Magnoliopsida, Amborellales, Amborellaceae.
CAUGCUACUUUCCAACAACAAAGAAAGAGUGGAGGAGUAUCUGCUUUAGCACUGGUUUGGGAUCAUAUCGUUUUCAUACUCUAGCAUCCAAAUCAUCAAACAGCGUACAUAAUUGAGAGAGAUAUGGAACAUCAGAACAGAGUGUUUGAUGUGAUCGUCGUCGGCGCUGGGAUCAUGGGGAGCUCGGCCGCCUACCACCUUGCUAAAUGCUCUCAGAAUGUCCUCCUCCUUGAGCAAUUCGACUUCCUCCACCAGCGUGGUUCUUCUCACGGUGAAUCCCGCACCCUCCGCCUCACGUACCCCGAACCGUACUACCCUGGCAUGGUCCAUGAAUCACUGGACCUUUGGGAGCAAGCGCAAUUGGAAUCUGGUUUACGAGUCUUUACUGAAACCCGUCACCUUGACUUGGGUCCUGUAGAAAAUAGGAGCCUUGGAGCAGUCAUUGAGGUUUGUCGAGCCAAAUCGAUGGCUCACCAACUUCUUGAUUCAAAACAAGUUGGAGAACUUUUCCAGCAAGUUUUUGACUUGCCAGAAAACUGGGUUGGUUUGGUCACAAAAGGCGGAUUCAUUAAGCCAACGAAGGCAGUUUCUAUGUUCCAAUCGCUAGCCAUGCGGAGAGGCGCUAUACUGAAAGACAACACAGAGGUCCUUGACAUAGAAAGAGAGAGCAGGGGCGGGGGCGGGGGCGGGGGCGUGAGGGUGAUUUCGACCAAGGGCAUGUUCACAAGCAAGAAGUGUGUGGUUACUGUUGGUGCUUGGGCAUCCAGGCUUGCGAAGAGGGUCAGUGGGAUCGAAUUGCCAAUUCGACCAUUGCACACUACAGUAGGGUAUUGGAGGGUGAGACCAGAAUUUUGGCCAGAAUUCUUACCGGAAAAUGGUUUCCCGACAUUCGCAUGCUAUGACAAGGAUUACAUAUAUGGUACUCCCAUGUCUGAGUUUCCUGGUCUAGUCAAGAUAGCAUUGCAUGGUGGUUAUGCUUGUGACCCUGACACUAGGGAGUGCACCCCUGACUUGGCUUCACUAGAGAAGGUGGUGGGCCCAUGGGUGCGGGCCCUGUUCAGGGACAGAGUCGAGGCCGAAAAACCGGCUUUGGGUCAGGCUUGCAUGUAUUCGAUGACCCCAGACGAAGACUUCGUGAUAGAUUUUUUCGGGGGCGAUUUUGGAAAAGAUGUGGUUUUGGCGUCUGGGUUCUCUGGCCAUGGGUUCAAGAUGGCACCUGUGGUGGCUAGGGUUGUGACUGACUUGGUGCUCAAGGGGGAGGCUGAGGGUGUGGAGCUUGACUACUUUAAGAUGAGGAGGUUUGAGGAUAAUCCUAAGGGAAAUCCCAAGGUAUUUGAAGACCAGGUCUCAUCUUAUCUUGAAUCCAACUGAAGGGAAGUGGUGUUAUGGUGCAUGAUGUAUGGUACACCACAGGGAUAUCUACUGUCUGUUUCAAUGAUAGGCACUCGAUUUUCGGUUCUGUUAAUCUCCACCAUCCUUCAUCAAGAAUGGAUGGUGGAUGUGGCACUGGUAUGUACCAUCAUCAACCACAUACCACUAUUUUAUGGUGUGAGUUCCCCUGUCUAAAUCCUCUUCAAUUGGAUUACUCCAUUGAUUACCAAUAAUAUGGUUUUCAUUGUUAUCUUUUA